UUCAGAAGGUGCCCAAAGAUCGCGGGACAUAUUUUUUAACUACAAGAAGAUAAGUCAUGGAAAAUAAUGGCGAGCGAUAGUAUACAACUACUACAAUAUAACAAUUUAGGUGUAGAAGGGUAGAUAUACAAUGAAUGGCAAAUUACUGUUGGUCUGUUUUGGACAUGCCAGUACAAAAAUCUACUACUACUAGUUAUUGAAGUAAUACUAGUCUGCAUCCUGACUGCUGCGCACUUGAACAAGCUCCUUUGACUCACCCCUCCUUGCAAGCCUGCAUUUGUGUGAUGUUUCCAUGAGUGGUGUGCAACAACAGACAUACAAUAAAACGUGAUCUGAAUAUUCUCCUUGAUGCAAUAUGGCAUUUUAAACUUCUGUGCCAACAACUAUCUUGGACUAUCCAGUCAUCCGGAAGUGGUGCAAGCAGGGAUUGACGCGCUGAAAUUGUAUGGCGCUGGAUUGAGCUCAGUCAGAUUUAUCUGCGGUACUCAGGAUUUGCACAGAAACCUGGAGCAGAAGUUGGCAGAGUUUCACGAGAGGGAGGACUGCAUCCUCUAUGCCAGUUGUUUUGAUGCCAACGCUGGACUAUUUGAGGUUCUGCUGGGCCCGGAUGAUGCUGUGUUGUCGGAUGAACUUAACCACGCCUCCAUUAUUGAUGGCAUCCGUCUGUGCCGGGCAAAAAGAUUGCGCUACAAACACAUGGACCUCGGUGAUUUGGAGCGCAAACUGGAGGAGUCUCAGUCAUGUCGUAUGCGGCUGGUGGUGACGGAUGGGGUCUUCUCAAUGGAUGGAGAUGUGGCUCCGUUAACCGGAAUCUGUGACCUGGCUGAGCAAUACGGGGCGAUGGUGUUCAUCGAUGAAUGCCACGCCACGGGUUUCCUUGGGCCGCGUGGCAGAGGAACCGAUGAGCUGCUGGGAGAAAUGGGCCGAGUUCAUAUUGUAAACUCCACUCUGGGAAAAGCACUGGGAGGUGCAGCUGGCGGCUACACGGUGGGACCAAAGCCCCUCAUUGACCUCCUGAGGCAGCGGUCUCGGCCGUACCUCUUCUCCAACUCCCUUCCUCCACCCGUGGUGGGCUGCGCCACGCGGGCUGUCGAGCUGCUCCUCGCCUCCAGUGAGAUUGCGCAGAGCAUGUCAGCAAAAACCAUGAGGUUCCGAAACAAGAUGACACAGGCCGGCUUCACCAUCUCGGGUUCCGCUCACCCGAUCUGUCCGGUGAUGCUGGGCGAUGCACGGCUUGCCUCUCUCAUGGCAGAUGACAUGUUGAAGCUCGGAGUGUACGUGAUUGGAUUUUCCUUCCCCGUCGUCCCGAAAGGCAAAGCCAGAAUCCGCGUUCAGAUCUCAGCCGCGCACACAGAUGAAGACAUUGACCACUGUGUCGACGCCUUCAUUCAGACGGGCAGAAAGCAUGGAGUUAUUUCCUGAAAGAAAUGACUACCGGUACUUGGAGAACCAACCCAAACAGGUGCUCCUUCGGAUAUGGCCUAUGCGAAUAAUGGCGAUGAUUUCUCUCUGGCAACUUUGUGUCCUGUUCAGGCUGGGGUUAGCUGCCUGAGAGUGAAAUAAAGUGAAAAAACGCUUCACGCUUGCCAUUGAA
Hippocampus zosterae (dwarf seahorse) is the source of this 1594-nucleotide messenger RNA. It is a transcript of the gene gcat, whose product is annotated as glycine C-acetyltransferase. The coding region runs from base 349 to 1422 and encodes 357 amino acids. Gene Ontology annotation, molecular function: glycine C-acetyltransferase activity; pyridoxal phosphate binding. NCBI's taxonomy places the organism in Eukaryota, Metazoa, Chordata, Actinopteri, Syngnathiformes, Syngnathidae. The transcript is spliced from 9 exons. Gene Ontology annotation, biological process: L-threonine catabolic process; biosynthetic process. The record is from RefSeq and is a predicted model, not a curated record.